AUGGCUUGCUGCAUUGGUGCCAGGUUGGCAUAUUCAGUGAAGCAGGCUUUUAAUGCCCAUGAGAUUAAAACAAUAUUUUGGAGCGACUCUAGGGUAGCUUUAUACUGGUUAAAAGAACGUGGUGAUUGGACAGUUUUUGUCUCGAACAGAGUAAAAGAAAUAAAUAAUUUGUUUCCUAAUAAUGAAUGGCGACAUGUGCCAGGGAAAAUGAAUCCCGCUGAUCUGAUUUCGCGAGGGUGUUCCCCUAAGAAAUUGUUAGAAUCCUGCUGGUGGAAAGGCCCGGCAUGGUUGUUGCAAGCAAGAGACAACUGGCCUGACACCGAAAUAUUGAUAACGGAAACACCCGAAAUAACACUUGAAAGGAGAAAGGUUAGGUUAUGUAAUAUUAAUUUGUUGGAAGAGAGAGUCCCGUGGUAUGCCAUUAAAUUCUCAAAUUUCCAUUCAAUAGUUAGAAUGGUUGCAUGGAUAUUGAGAUUUAUCAGUAAUGUAAGAUCGCGCCAUGAUACUAGACGGGGGGGAGAACUUCUAACGCAGGAGAUUGAAAAUGCUGAAAUUCUGCUUAUUCGUAAUGUGCAAGCUCAAUUUUUUCCUAAUGAAACCUCUUUUCGGAACUUGUGUGUUUUCAAAGAUGUGAACGGAAUUAUCAGAGUUAAAACUCGAAUUACUGAACGCAUAGAUAAGCCUUUCUUCUUCAUUUCACCUAUUCUUCUUCCUGAUAAAUGUAUCUUUACUCAAAGACUGAUUGAAUAUUUUCACCGAGAAAACUGUCAUGCUGGAACCCAGAUAUUACUAAGCAUAUUGCGUGAAAAGUACUGGAUUACAAGAGGAAGAAGAGCGAUACAUAGUGUUUUGAAGGACUGUAUUAAAUGUCGACGAUACAAAACUAAAUCUCUCGUCACUGAACCAGUUUCCUUACCUGCUGAUAGAGUGGAAAAUGCAGCAGCUUUCGAAGUAGUUGGUAUUGACUUGGCAGGUCCCCUAUUUGUAAAACGUGGGGACAAAGUAUGGAUGGUUCUCUACACGUGUGCUCUUUAUAGAGCAAUUCAUUUAGAGUUAAUAACAUCGCUUUCCACUGAUGCUUUUCUGUUAUCAUUUAGACGUUUUGUUGCUAGAAGAGGAAGACCUAGAGUGGUUUAUACAGACAACGGUACAAACUUUAGGGGAGCUUAUAAUAAUUUGUUAGAAAUUGAUUGGAGUAAAAUAACUCGACAAACAGAAAUACAGAAGAUCGAAUGGAAAUUCAUUCCCCCCCACUGCUGGUGGGGCGGAUGGUGGGAAAGACUUGUUCGAGUAGUCAAAGAACUCCUUAGGAGAACAUUGGGCAGAGCUGUUCUUACCUAUGAAGAACUGGAAACAGUUAUGUGCGAAUGUGAAAGGGUAGUAAAUUCGCGACCCCUUGACAUAUUUUAUCCGAAGAUACAGAAGACUUAG
Messenger RNA from Stegodyphus dumicola, 1431 nucleotides. RefSeq lists its product as uncharacterized. Lineage: Eukaryota; Metazoa; Arthropoda; Arachnida; Araneae; Eresidae. The record is from RefSeq and is a predicted model, not a curated record.